AUGUCUUACACUAAUGCCGAGGCCUACGACAUGCUUGCCGUGUACUUUCAGUGUUUCGAAAAUGCUUGUAUCGCAGCACGUGAAUAUGCUGCCAGAUAUCCCGAACGAAGGCACUAUGGCAGAAGAGCUUUUCGACAACUAGCGAUACGUUUAAGGCAGACAGGAAGUGUACGACCCAUUUCAGUUCCUGUUAGAAGACGUCCGAUAAGGAAUGAAGACAAUAUCAUAAACGUUCUUGCAUACGUGGAAGCGAAUCCGAAUGUAAGCACAAUGGAAAUUUCCUUAGACCUAGGAAUAAGUCGCACUACGGUAUUCCGUAUUUUAAAAGACUUUAAACUACAUCCUUACCAUGUGGUGUUACACCAGGCUCUAUCAGAAGAUGAUUAUGACAGGCGGCUCAACUAUUGUCACUGGUUAAGCGAGAUGUGCAAUGAAAAUCAUCAAUUCCUCUCCUUGGUUUUAUGGACUGAUGAAGCCAGUUUUAGUAGCUGUGGCAGGGUCAAUUUGCACAAUAUGCAUUAUUGGUCACAAACUAAUCCGCAUUGGAUGCGCGAAGUGGAUCACCAAAAUAGGUGGAGUGUAAACGUGUGGUGCGGUGUUUUAGAGCAUAGAAUUAUCGGACCAUUUAUUUUUGAUGAUCAUCUAAAUGGUGAAUCAUAUUUAAACUUUUUAAGAAAUGACUUACCUAUCCUUUUGGAAGAUGUUCCCAUUGACUUAAGAUUAUCCAUGUGGUAUCAACAUGACGGCUGCCCUGCGCACUUUUCACAAAGGGUCCGUGACUUUUUAAAUGUUAAGUACCCGAAUCGCUGGAUAGGCCAUGGAGGUGUUAAUCAACUUGGAGGAGUGUUCGUGAACGGUCGACCACUUCCGGAUGUAGUUCGGCAACGAAUAGUCGAACUUGCCCACAAUGGAGUCCGACCCUGUGAUAUUUCGAGGCAACUGAGGGUAUCCCAUGGAUGCGUAUCGAAAAUACUAUCUAGGUACUAUGAAACUGGUAGUUUUAAGGCCGGAGUUAUUGGCGGUUCCAAGCCGAAGGUGGCGACACCACCGGUAGUGGACGCGAUAGCCAACUACAAAAGAGAGAACCCGACGAUGUUCGCAUGGGAGAUCAGGGACAGAUUGCUGGCUGAGGGAAUUUGUUCGCAGGAUAAUGUGCCCAGUGUCUCAUCAAUAAACAGAAUCGUGAGAAACAAGGCUGCGGAAAAGGCGAAACACGCCCACCAGGUAGCCACCAGCGGCGGCUCGUCGGGCUCCACGCCCGGUGGUUCAGUGUCUGUGAUCGCGCACGCGCCUGCCACCCAACUGAGCGAGCCCAGGUCAGGGGCGUACAGCAUUAACGGAAUUCUAGGACUGCAGCACGACCCCAAUGGCAACAGUAUCAAGAGGAAAAGGAUAGAAGAUCACGACGAAAAUAGAGAUAUCAAUGGCCAUCCUGACGAUGAUAUCAAAAGACAAAGAACACAGUACAACGGAGAUCCCCUAUAUUCCAACCUCUGGUCGAGUAAAUGGUCGAUCAAGGAGGAACACAAACUCCUGAGCGAACUGGGUGGUGCGGGCACCACCACAGGACAAACGGGAGGGUACUACGAUCCCCAUGGAGGCUUCUCCGGAGCCACAUCUGCGGCGGAUCUCUACGACACAAUCAACACCAUGAGCCAAGCCAACAGCCAAAACCUGUACACACCCCCGUUGGCUGGAUCCCUAGGUUCGAAUUCUAUACAACCGUUAGCGCCUAUAACAAUGCAUGAAAUGAAAAUAGAGACUACAAGAAUCAUCGAUCCUUCAAUAUCACCUUACCAUUCAGCAACAGAGAACAAUUCUCCGUACAACAUGAACACGGUGGAAAAUUCAUCUCCGUCACUGCCUUUGGCACUUCCAGCCGAACCGUCCAGCCAAUCGGGAUCGCCAGAUCCGGCAGCCUUGACAGUACUGCAGCCAACCGCGACGGGACAAGUGGCAACGCAACAUUACAGUACGAUGUUGCCAAGUUUUGCCGGGUAUUCGUCAGGUACUACAGUAGUUCCUGGAUCGGACUAUGCAUAUAGUACAGCCUACAGCCAGUACGGAGCGGCCUACGGAACCUACGGAUAUGGUACAGCGUCCAGCGGGUUACUCAAUUCGGCUUAUUACUACACUAACAACGACUUGCCUGCCACGUCGCACGCCACUGGAACGAUCGUGGUUAAUUCCGCCGAUCAGAACAGCCGCAGCCCUCUAGCGGCCACUAGGGCGAACUCGCUCGCAUCGGCCAACUCGCCCACAGAGAGCGGGAGCGCCUGCCUGAAAACAGAAAACAUUUUCGCUCACGAACUGAACUUGGGAUAAAAUAAUGGAAAACAGAAGAAACAAAGAGAAAAUUAUAUUGGGUCCAAUUCAAUACCGUACAGAAAUAGUCCAGUAACUUUAGAUUUUUUCCAAAAAAAAUCAGUGGUUUGAAACUUUUCAGCUUGUUUUAAUCUUUAAUACUUGACAAGUUGGUGAAGGAUUCAUGGUUUUGUCUGUAAUUUUGUUGUAUUUUAUUAACCUGACAAAUUAAUUAAUUGACAAAAAAAUAUUUUUCACAAUAAAAAUAACAAAUAAGUUUUAAAUUAAUUAACGUUUGGGUUUAUAUUUAGUUGAUGUCCUCUGCCCUUUUUAAAGAGUAAAAUUGUGCCCAAUUAACUUAUUUCGACUGCAAAACUACGUAAUAGAUCUAUGUCUACGGAAUAUUGGAACACCCUGUAUAAUACAUAAAUAUUUCAUGUUUCUAGACUAAAAACUCAAGUGUUCAAAAAUUUCAAAUUUUAUACAGCUAUACCGGAUGCGUCUCAAAAGUGGCUCACCCCUAUAACUUUUUUUUCAGUUAAAAA
Sitophilus oryzae (rice weevil) is the source of this 2849-nucleotide messenger RNA. Its product is annotated as paired box protein Pax-2-B-like. Gene Ontology annotation, biological process: anatomical structure development; regulation of transcription by RNA polymerase II. Lineage: Eukaryota; Metazoa; Arthropoda; Insecta; Coleoptera; Curculionidae. Bases 1 to 2325 code for a protein of 774 amino acids. Gene Ontology annotation, molecular function: DNA-binding transcription factor activity, RNA polymerase II-specific; RNA polymerase II cis-regulatory region sequence-specific DNA binding. The transcript has 10 exons. The record is from RefSeq and is a predicted model, not a curated record.